AGACAGACCUAAAGAGAAGAACCCCGAAACUUCAAACACCAAAUCCAUUCCCUAUAAAUAUUACCAUCCAAUCCUCUCAGCUUCAUCACCGACCAAGUUCAAGUUUGCAAUCACCUAAACACUCUCAAAGUUGCUUUCUUUUACAUUCUUUGAGCGCAGAUGUCUCUGAUCCGAUCCUUGUUUGCUACCCCAUUCUCCACCGACGUGUACGGUUCGAACAACGAGAUUUCCACAUUCGCUAAUGUAGAAGUUGAUUGGAAGGAGACCCCAGAAGCCCAUGUGUUCAAAGCUGAUCUUCCAGGCCUAAAGAAAGAGGAAGUGAAAGUUGAGAUUGAGGAAGGAAGGGUUCUUCAGAUCAGCGGGGAGAGAAGUGUGGAGGACGAGGAGAAGAAUGAUAAGUGGCACCGCAUGGAAAGGGGAAGAGGGAAGUUUGUGAGGAAAUUCUGGUUACCGGAAAAUGCUAAGGUUGAUGAAGUGAAGGCUUCAAUGGAGAAUGGAGUGCUGACGGUGACCAUUCCGAAGGCGGAGGAGAAGAAGCCUGAGGUCAAGGCUAUUGAGAUCACCGGAGCUUGAGUUGUGUAUGUGAAGUAUUUUAUAGUUCCCGUGUUAUGAUGUUGCGUUUUAUGGUUGCUCUUUUUUUUUUUUUUUUUUUUUAAUUUUAAAUCAAUGUUUUAUAUGUAUUUGUGGUGUUUUGGUUAAUAAAAAUUGUGCUCAUAUUUUCUUAA
Molecule: messenger RNA, 725 nt
Organism: Manihot esculenta (cassava)
Lineage: Eukaryota; Viridiplantae; Streptophyta; Magnoliopsida; Malpighiales; Euphorbiaceae
Product: class I heat shock protein
Exons: 1
Coding region: 160-573 (137 amino acids)
Biological process (GO): protein complex oligomerization; protein folding; response to salt stress
Source: RefSeq, a predicted model, not a curated record